AUGAAUUUCACCGAGGAAUUGGGAAUUUUGGAAGAGGAGGAUGAAUUUUACGAAUUAUCCACUUUAGAGUUGGUAAGUUUGGGCUAUGCAAAACGCGUCAAGCAAUUUGCUGAUGCGUUUUUUGUAGCUGGAUUCAUGAUCUUCAGAUUUAGAGGAACAUUUUCCACCCAAAAACUUUGAAUUUUGACGACCUACAAAAUAUGCGUCAGCUAAACCCUGCUGGCGCAUUUGUGGUGCAUUCUUGGGGCUAGAGAUUCGUUGAGGAAUAUGGGUGAAGCCUAGAAUCUAAGGAACAUUUGAGGACUACCAACAUUGCGUCAACAAAAAUGCUGGCGCAUAUUCAGCAGCAUGUGUUUUUGUAGUGUGAAAUUUCUUCUUAAAUAAUUGCUGCUGAAAAUUACUCGCGCAGAAUUUCAGAUGAGCCAAAAGAAAAACGAAGAUUCUCAAAAAAAAACACAGAAAAAAUUCUGACUUCAGCUAACUCGAUAAAGUGCGCGAAAACAAAAAGUUCAAACUACAUACACAUGAAAAAUUUUUGAUUCAUAUGAAAAAUUAAAAAUAGUUUUUGCUCGGCAAAAAAUUAUGUGAGAAAAACUUAUUUUUAUUUUUUCUCUUAAUUAAAAUGACGAAGUUUGCUUCAAUUAUUUUUAGCGGAAGAGGAAGUACUAGAAACGCGUCAGCAAAUUUGACUGACGCAUUUUUAGUAGCUAUGAGUUUUGGAAAAAUGAUCUUCAAGUCAUACGCUUUAAUUAGACACCCAUAUCGUUUAACUAAAUAUGAAUUCUAAUAAUGCACCAGAAAUGCGUCAGCAAGCCUUAGCUGGCGCAAUUUUUGUAGGUCACCAAAUUCAAGAGUUAUUGAUUGCAAAUUGUUCCAAACUUUGCGUAGAACAAAAUUUUAACACUUAUUUUCGUCAAAAACCCAUUUUUCAGAUAAUUUGGUGCCUCCUCUAUGCAAUUAUCGCAGCAAUGGCAAUUAUCGGAAAUUCCAUGGUACUGUACAUCACAAUUUUCAGAAUACGGUAGGCUACAGUACUCCUAGUAGUACUGUAAUGAGAUUUUGUUGCAGAGUCAAAUCGAUCACCACCUAUUUUAUUCUGAAUUUGGGAUUUGCCGAUUUGUUCACCGGCAUUUUUGCGAUACCCUUCAAAUUUCAGGCCGCACUUUUUCAGGUACGGUAGGUCAAAAAAUAUAUGUGGAAUUUUCCAAAAGUUCAGUUGAGGGUACUACUUUUCAUAAUUAAAAAUAGGAAGCUUGAAUUUUUUAUCAAGGAACUAGAACAUACAUGUUUUUGGUCCGGAAAAGUAUAAAAUAGGGUCGUUAACUUUUUUAUUUUUAAUGAAAAAUAGGUCCUUAACUUUUAUGAAAAAUUACUAUUAAUUUCUCAAGUCAUCAAAAUUACCUCUGCAUCAGCUUCUUCUUUCAAAGAGGAGCAGGGUUUCCACAAAAAUUUCGCCUUGUUUCAUCCUGCAUCACGCGAAAUAUUUCAAUAUCUCUCAUCGCCGACAGUUCGCUGGUAGCGCCACACACCAUAUCUCUCAUUGCACCUGGCUCCGCCCACAUCAUUUUUCUUUUCUUUUCGUUUUUCACAGACAAUUCAAAUCAAAAGCAAAACUUAACAACUUAAAGGCAACCAAAUGAGCUAAAAAUUUUCACAGCUCUACUUCAAGAUAUUUCGCAGGGUUCGAAAACCUAAAACUUUCAAAUAAAGACCGUUUUAAGGGAAAUAAAGACCUAUCCGGAAAAGUAUAGUGUCAUCCUAUACUUUUCCGGAUAGGUCUUUAUUUCCCUUAAAACGGUCUUUAUUGGAGGUUUUUAGGUCUUCGAACCCUGCGAAAUAUCUUGAAGUAGAGCUGUGAAAAUUUUUAGCUCAUUUGGUUGCCUUUAAGCUGUUAAGUUUUGCUUUUGAUUUGAAUUGUCUGUGAAAAAAACGAAAAAAAAGAAAAAAGAUGAGUGCGUGUGUUGCAUAACAAGGGAAAACAAAGGAGAAGAAAACAACGAGAGCAUAGAGCAGGCGGUUAGACUCGCGCUUUCUAAUCCAGCUACAAAGGUUCGGUUCUGGGCUAGAGCUUUUACUUUGAUUUUUGGCAGUAUUUUUGUUCUUCAUUUUUCCGGUGGAUGGUCUUUAACUUUUUCAUUUUUGACAAAAAGGGGUCUUUAACCCGAAGGGCCUUCCGGAUAGAAAAACAUGUAUGAACUAGAAUUUUUCACUCUUUUUUUGCGUAGAUCACACAAUUUAUGAAAUAUAUGGUUAAUAUGAGCAAUGAUGUUAUUUUGAGUCAAAAACCAAUUUACAAGAUUUUUUAAAAUUAAAAACUAACAUGAGCAAUGCCUCAAAAACUUCAAGUAGAUUAAAAAAAAUGAAAUUUUCAAGAUUAAUACGAGCAAUGCUCAAAAAACUUUUCUAAAUAUUUGUAGUUGUAGAUAAAGUUUAACCUGAGCAAUGCUCAGAACCAUGAAAUUGUUAAGAAAAAUCUAAUCUGAGCAAUCAUCUACUAGCAUGAGCAAUGCCUCAAAAAGUUCAAGUAGAUAAAAAAAUGAAAUUUUCAAGAUUAAUAUGAGCAAUGCCUCAAAAAACUAGGAAAAAUUGUAGUUUAGAUAAAGUUUAACCUGAGCAAUGUCUAAAUCUUUAGCUUUUUGAAAAUUUUAAUUUCCUUAGUCUAAAUCAGAAAAUCCCUCUAACCUGAGCAAUCAGCUUUAUUUGGUAUCAAAAUGCUCCAAAUCCCACGUGGAUUCCAAAUCUCUUCCCAUCUAACCUGAGCAAUCCCCUCAAUUUGUUUCCAGGAAUGGUAUCUUCCCAGCUGUCUCUGCCACAUAGUUCCCUACGUCGAAACCGUCGCUCUAACCGUCUCCGUCUUCACUCUGGUCACUUCGGCCGUUCACGAAUUUCGCACCAUAUUUUUCGCCAAAUACGCGCAAAUGUCGGAAAAAAGUGCCAAAAUUUGGGUGUUGUUGAUUUGGUUUAUGUCGAUUACUGUAUCCAUUCCACACGGAUUAUUUCAUAGUGUACAUGAGUUUGAAAAUGGAACUGUGGUUCAGGUUAGUCUGGUUUAACAUGAGCAAUCAUAAUUUUUUUGUUGAGAAAGAUAAGGACUGAUGCUCGUGUUAAAAAUGUAAUUUAUUGGAAGUUUUUUGAAGCAUUGCUCAUGUUAAUUAUCUUAUAGUUUAGAAUUUUCCAAAUAUUUAUUAACCUGAGCAAUGCUCUAAAAAAUGAUUAUAUUUGAAUUAAAAAAAAAUCCAAUGUUUCAAGUUUAACCUGAGCAGUCUCCAAAUUUUCUUAGGAAAACUUUUGAAGCAGUUAAAUGUUAACCUGAGCAAUCUCCCGCAGAAAAUUCAAACAUUUUCAAUUUUCAACUUUAACAUGAGCAAUGCUCCCAAGAUUUGUCAUACUUGGUUUCAAAAAAGUUCCAAUUUCUCAAGUUUAACCUGAGCAAUCUCCAAAAUAUCUUAGAAACACUUUAAAAGCAUUAAAAUUUUAACCUGAGCAAUCUCCAAAAUAUCUUAGAAACACUUUAAAAGCAUUAAAAUUUUAACCUGAGCAAUCCCCCGCAGAAAAUUCAAAAUUUUCUAAUAUUCAAGUCUAACAUGAGCAAUGCCUCAAAAAAUGAUCAAUAACCAGUGAAAUUUGUGAGAAAAACAUGUUUUUCUUCUUCCAAAAUGGAUAAUUUGAUGUUCUCAAAUGAGAUUUUUUUUCUGGGAGCUCUUCAUCAAAAAAUUUUCGGGAAACUUUUAGGGAUUGCUCAUGUUUGUAUUUUUUGAAAAUCAAAAAAUCUUGGACAAUUUUUAACCUGAGCAAUCCCAACAAGUUUUAAUCAAAAUUUUUGCGCGAAAAGCCCUCCCUGACUCAUUUUUCUUAAAAAAUCCAAAAUUUCCAGUGUCUCCCUGUCUACGCGGAAGAAAAUUGGUGGAAAAUCUACAACGUCUACUUGACAAUCAUUCAAUAUUUCGUUCCAAUGAUCAUACUAGACACAGCCUAUACAAUGAUUGCCGUGAAAAUUUGGACGAUGAGUCGAAGAAUCGAUGUGGAUACGUCGAAUCAGAAGGUUAGGCUGAUUUUUGAAGAAUGUUAUAAUUUUCUACGCGAAAUUUUAUGCAUUUUGAUACCAAGAUGCUUUACUGACGCGUAUUUUGUAGUUAGCUACAACAACGCGUCAGCAAAUUCGCUCCGGUAGCCUAACCUAACCAAUUUAGACGUUCUUCUUCUACAAUCACAGCAUGUCAGAAAUUAACAUGGUCUGCUUUUGUGUUUUUUUUUGCGUGCUUUUCUAUUUUGCAUGAUUUUUAAAAUGUUUGUGUGUGCCACGUGGCAAUUUUGGCGGGAGAUUUUUUGAUCUACAAAAUAUAUAGAUUGCUCAGGUUAAGACCUAAUUUUAUGUCAAUGUAGAUCAUAAAUUUCCCGCCAAAAACUCACGUUUUGCCACGUCAUAACUCAAAAUUUUCAGCUAAUGCGCGUUCUAAUUAUCGUAGUCGCGUGUUUUUCGCUGUGCUGGUUUCCACUCGAGACCUAUUUGCUGUUGAAUGAGGUGAAGCCGGAGAUCAAUGAGUGGAAAUACAUCAAUCUCCUUUUUUUCUUCUCACAUUGGCUGGCGAUGAGCAAUUCUUGUCUGAAUCCCAUCAUUUAUUAUGUUUAUAAUGUGAGUUGGGUACUGUAGAUGAGGCUACAGUACCCGAGAGUACUGUAGAAAAUAUUGUAUUUAAUGAUUUGCAGGAAAAAUACAGCGAGGAGUAUCGACGAAUUUUUGCGAAAAUUUGCUAUUUUGCUACUAUUCGGCCGAAGGUUAGUUGGGCUAAACAAAAUGCGUCAGCAAGAUUUGUUGGCGCGUUUUUUGUAGCUUGGAAAUCUGGUUAUUUUGAUACCGAAUAUGAUAGGUUUUGCUUGGGAUACAGAAAAUGGGUCAAUCAAACUUGUUGACACCUUUCGUGUAGCUCUUGAAUCACCUUUUCCCAAUCUACAAAAAACGCGUCAACAAAAAUUGAUGACACAAUUUUUGUACCCCACCAUAUUUUAUCUCAAAAUACAUCAAUUUUUGAGCUGCAAAAAACGCGCCAGCAAUCCUUGCUGACGCAUUUUCUGUAGACCGCAAAAUUCACAAUCCCCACAGAGUUCCGCUAAUUACCUUUUUCCCGUUUCCUGUUCCCCCAAAAACCCUGUAAUUAUCAAAACAAUGGCUUUUUCCGGUAAUUAUCCAAAAUUUUUCGAAAAUUUAUUAAUUUCAGGUCAAAAAAAUCGAGCGUCGCUGGAACGAAAAACUUGACAAGGAGCCAGAAACCACCGAACAACAUGUCCCUUUAAAUGGUGUACUGUAG
Caenorhabditis angaria is the source of this 5306-nucleotide messenger RNA. Lineage: Eukaryota; Metazoa; Nematoda; Chromadorea; Rhabditida; Rhabditidae. The record is from the annotation of a GenBank genome assembly.